AACCGACGCCUGAACUCUUCUUGUUCAGCGGAUCGAGUCUCAGUUCUCAUGUGGAGGAGCCACUUGGUCCAAAAAAGGGGACAAAAUGUUAACCGACGUGAUUUUGGAGGAAGGGUUUGAGAAGAAUUCGGAAUCUUGGUAUGACGCGCACGACCUCGAACACGAUCUGUACUUGGCAGCAGAACUCGGGAAAACCCUCCUGGAGCGGAACCGAGAGCUGGAACAGGCCCUGCAGCAGAUGUACUCCAACAACCACGAUCAGCUCCAGGAGAUCGAGUAUUUAACUAAGCAGGUGGAGCUGCUGCGUCAGACGAACGACCAGCAUGGCAAAGUGUACGAGCAGCUUGACAUCGCUGCCAGAGAUCUGGAACGCACGAACCGAAAACUCAUUCAGGAUAACCGCCUGAACCAGCACAAGAUCAGCAGUCUAACAGAGACCAUCGAUGGACUUCAGACUCACAUAGAAGACCUUCAGUCCCAGGUGGAGGAAUUGAAGGCUGUCCAGACAGCAAGAAAGAAGCGAGAGCUCGCUGAACAACGGCGCAGUCUUGGAGCUCAAAGCGUAUCCUGCCUCAAAGAGCUGUACGACCUACACCAUGACAGAACUGACAGUUGGUGUACAGAUGACCUCUGGUCACCUUUGAGCUCCAUCCGGGAUCGAGACAGACGAGAAGAUCCAGAGGAGGUACAUGCAAGGCUCCAGCGCAUCAUCCAGGGCCUUCAGAACCAGAUCGCUGUGGAACGGAGCCGCAGGGAGGCUGUGGAGCAGGAGCUGGAGGUCACAGCCCGAGAGUACCGGGAACUGGAGCAACAUCUAGCGCUGCUGGCGGGCUGCCAGGUCAGACAGAAGGAGCUGGAAUAUGAAGUGGAGCAACUCCGGCAUCUGUGGCACACAGACUGUGCCAAAAGCACCAGAAGUGCACACCAGCUGCUCCUGCCAGACACAAUGUUCUUUGGAGCAGAGGAGAAGUCCACCCAGGGUGAGGAGGCGGAGGAGGAGGCCGAAAACGAGGAAGAGCAAAGAGGACGUUAUCGCCGACAGAGGUGCAAGAGCGACAGCUUUUUGAGAUGGUCUAACGCAGAGGAGAUACGUCGCAGUCAUGAGCAGACGUGCAUCAGGCGAGCAGAAGCAGUGAAGCAAAGGGGUGUGUCUCUGCUCAAUGAGGUGGAUGCACAGUACAGCGCUCUGCAGGUGAAAUAUGAAGCCCUCCUGCAGCGGUGCCAGCAGUCAGACCGACUCAGCCAUAAAGGCGUUCAGACGUCCAGCGCUCCCUCCGCAGCCUGCCGGAUCCAUCGCCGCCUGUCAAACUCGGCAGCUUUAUCUGAUCUUGGUUUGGAGGAUUUCCAACAGCCAGAGUACAAGACUCUGUUCAAGGAGAUUUUUACCCGCAUUCAGAAAUCCAGGGAGGACCUGAGCGAGAACAGGAGGGCAGUUGUGAACAUUUUGCCAAAUGACUGAAAUUGUACCAUUGUUUGUCCUUGGCAACUAUGCCUGC
Messenger RNA from Thalassophryne amazonica, 1496 nucleotides. RefSeq names its product cerebellar degeneration-related protein 2a (gene cdr2a). The transcript has 7 exons. The record is from RefSeq and is a predicted model, not a curated record. NCBI's taxonomy places the organism in Eukaryota, Metazoa, Chordata, Actinopteri, Batrachoidiformes, Batrachoididae. The coding region runs from base 86 to 1459 and encodes 457 amino acids.